Messenger RNA from Hippocampus zosterae (dwarf seahorse), 2430 nucleotides. RefSeq lists its product as uncharacterized. The transcript has 5 exons. The record is from RefSeq and is a predicted model, not a curated record. Bases 273 to 1571 code for a protein of 432 amino acids. Lineage: Eukaryota; Metazoa; Chordata; Actinopteri; Syngnathiformes; Syngnathidae.
CGGCAUGACCACGCACUUACGGCUCGGAUGUCAUCCGCAGUAAAAAAUAGCGCCCAGGAGCUGGUUGCCACGCGACCCUUCCUGAAUGGGGCGACUAAAAGUAACUACGAAGGUACACGCCUCCUUUACUUCCUCUCAUCUCGUGCUGAGAUUGUAGAAGCCUCCUCUACGUGCGCUCACCCUGAGUCCAAUUGGUAAGGCAGUGCGUGUGCCCAACCACGCAUCCUCCUCUCCCUUCUCUCCCGGAACAUCGUGUUCUUUGUGCGGGCACAAUGACGGCCAAGCAUCGGAAGGGGAAAAGCAACCACAAACACGAAGAGGACCACGACAAAAGUGACAUUCCCGAAUCCGAAGUUCGAACAGGAAGGAAUAGCUACACGCUUGUGUUGUUUGCAUGUCUCGUCGUUGUCAUCGGCGGUGCAACGGGAGCAUGGUUCUGCUACCAGCAGCACCAAACUUUGACCCACUUGACAGACACCGUAACGGGAAUGCAGAUGAAAGUGGUGAAGCUCCAGGCGUCACAGGAGACCAUGCGACAGACAAGUGAUAGGGUACAUGUUUCGGAUGACGUAGAAAGUCGCGUCAAUGCUCUGGAAGAGUCAUACAUGUUGUCCCAGAAGCAGGUGGAUGAGGCCUUAGCUACCGCAGAGCACUUCAAAACGUCGGAUCUCCCCGCUCAGGUGCUAUCACUACACACGGAGAUGAAAUCCCGUCUCGCAGAGAUUCAGCGGACAACUGUGUCUGUGGAGCAGCUGAGCCAGCUUCAGGGGAAGAAUGAGAAGUUUGAGGAGGUCGGACUUCAGGUCGAGGGCCUCGUUACGUUGAGCACCGACUUAUCUAAGCAAGUCCAAGCCAUAACGGGGCGCCUAGAAGAAGCAGAAGCCAUGCUAAAUGAUGUUGCUACUCUGAGGGAUAAACUGAAGCAGCAGACUGCACAGCUGAUGGGCCUGGAGGUGCAGCUGAAGUCGUUCCAGACUGAGAUGGCGACCAUCAGAGAAUGGCUGCCGAAUGAGCGCUCCAAGCAGCUCACACAGGACGACAUGGAGGAACAGAUCGGUGCACUUCGAAUGAAAGUUCGGCAACAGAACUCAGCCAGCAGCCGCCUGCACGCAGAACUCAGAGCUCAGCUGGACAACUUACAGUGGCAGGUUACACAGAUGAUAGGAGGUGCUGAAACUGUCCCAGAGCCCAUGAAUGAAGCUGAGGGAGAACCAUCUCCUUUCGAGGAAGAAGGUCGAGCUACAGAGGAGGAAGCAAACCUUGGAGCAGCAGAUUCUGACUCAGAUGAGCCGGCGCAAGAAGCUUCAGAUGACGAGGCUUACACUGAACAGACGGAAGAACCGCUUCCCUCUUCCGAAACUGCAGAAACCGAUGCAACGCACACAGAAAGGGAGGAGCCAAAUUUGGAAGAGAUUCUGAGUGAUGAAGAGGAGUUCUUCGAUGAGUUACUGCUUGAUGAGGGUGAUGCCAAACCGGGGGCAGAUGCUCACGAUGACAAUGUUGAGAGCCGAGGAGAUGCUGAACAAUUUGAAUCAGAAGAAGAGGAGGUCGGUGAUGAAGUGGAACUGUAGAAUGAAUGCAUCAGAAGGCAAUGUUUGUGAGGCAAGGGGAAGAACGUCUUCCAUCAGCAGUGAAAGUAUGGCAAAUAUACAGGCAUCAGUGCUUGCUGUGUGUGCGGCAUGCAUCAGGUGACACGGGUGCUCUUUGAAAGACCGCUUGUUGAUAAUUCAAUUACAAGAUUUCAGAUUUAUUUAGUCAAUAGCCUCACAACCUCCAAAGCUUUUUUUCCCCCUCCAAAAUCUUUCCAUUUUAGUGUAAAUUAUGUUUCACUUAUUCCAAAAUCUGGGUUGGGCACUUAAAAUGAAGAACUGUAAAUGAGUGUUCACUGUAAGCCAUCGUGACAUGGUUUCCUUGUUCCCAUGUCUGCUUUGUGAGUGUGUGAGGAGAACAAAAAUAUGAAGAAAGAAUAUUCAGCUUACAGCUUGGAAAAAAAACAAUAAGAAUGGCUGUGACAUAAUUGGCUUUGAUAAUUAAUUGUUAUUGAUGGCAGGAUUUUGACACUAUUUGCAACUCAACCAUCACCAAUUUAAAUCUGGGUGACUGGAAGGUAAACAGGGAUGCGAACCAUAAAAAAAAAAAAAGACAAGACCUAUGCAAUUCAAGAGAAGCUGUGAUUUUUGGUAAACAUUCUGAAACAAUAUUGUGAAUUCAUGUUUCAUAGACUGGUUUACUUUACUACUGUAACAGUAUUCCUUUUAACUCAUUCACUCCCAAAGACGUUUUUAAACGUCUUUUCAGACUUGGUGUAUAAUCCGCUGGUACUGAAUGAGUUAAGCACUGCUGUACAUUUGACCCAGAAUUCAACUGAACUAAGAUGAACUUCAAGUUCAAAAUGUCUUUAAAAUAAACAAAAUUGUUCAGUUUUGUAAA